Molecule: messenger RNA, 3437 nt
Organism: Bombina bombina (fire-bellied toad)
Lineage: Eukaryota; Metazoa; Chordata; Amphibia; Anura; Bombinatoridae
Product: oocyte zinc finger protein XlCOF6-like
Exons: 2
Coding region: 101-1885 (594 amino acids)
Source: RefSeq, a predicted model, not a curated record
CAGACAUGACCAGAGCACUGAGAGAUAUCAGGUAUUGAUGUAACUGGAGUGAAUAAGGGAACCUUCUUCCUGAGCACAGACAUUGGAGCCUGUUAUCAGCAUGAACUCAUAUGUAUUAGACAAACACUUGAAUAGUUCAUAUCCAUCCUUCACUACAGGAAGCAUCAAAAUGAUACCGCAAACUCCACUAGUCUUAGACACCAAUGACUGUUCACAAACAUUUGGGAAAUCACAGCAGAUAUUUAAAGAAGAUGGUGAAUUGGCAGGAACUGUGCAACAAUCAUUAUGUACAGAGAGUAAUUCAGUCAUCAAACAAGAGGACAGCAUUAAUGCCUUAUCUAGUGAAAUGAUUAUCCCAGAGGAUACACCACACACAUUUACUGAGUUUUCAAAACAUAUUAAAGAAGGGAAAAGUCUACAGUCUAGCCAAAUGAUUCAUACAAAGGAACAACCUUUCAAAUCUACAGAAUGUGAGAAAACCUUUAGAUGGAAGUCUAAUCUACUAGAACACUACAAAAUUCACACAGGUGAGAAGCCACAUACAUGUACUGAGUGUGGCAAAUGUUUUAAACGAAUGAAUCAUCUGAAAACUCAUACAAAGAUUCACACAGGAGAAAAGCCUUUCACAUGUACAGAGUGUGGGAAAUGUUUUAUAGAAAAGAGUCAUUUGAAAACUCAUAAGAAGAUUCACGCAGGGGAGAAGCCAUUCACAUGCACAUACUGUGGAAAAGGAUUUACAAUAAAGUGUAAUCUGAAAACUCAUGAAAGGAUUCACACAGGUGAAAAGCCUUUCACAUGUACAGAGUGUGGAAAAAGUUUUACACGAAUGGAUGGUCUGAAAACUCAUGAAAAGAUUCACACAGGAAAAAAACCUUUCACAUGUACAGAGUGUGGAAAAAGUUUUACACAAAUGCAUUGUCUGAGAACUCAUGAAAUGAUUCACACAGGAGAAAAGCCUUUCACAUGUACAAAGUGUGGAAAAAGUUUUACACGAAUGGAUUGUCUGAAAACUCAUGAAAAGAUUCACACAGGGGAAAAGCUGUUCACAUGUACAGAGUGUGGAAAAAGUUUUACACAUGUGAGUAAUCUGAAAUUUCAUGAAAGGAGUCACACAGGGGAAAAGCCUUUUACAUGUACAGAGUGUGGAAAAAGUUUUACACAUGUGAGUAAUCUGAAAUUUCAUGAAAGGAGUCACACAGGGGAAAAGCCUUUUACAUGUACAGAGUGUGGAAAAAGUUUUACACGAUUGGAUUGUCUGAAAACUCAUGAAAUGAUUCACACAGGAGAAAAAUCUUUCACAUGUACAGAGUGUGGAAAAUGUUUUACACUUAAGAGUAAUCUGAAAACUCAUGAAAGGAUUCACACAGGGGAAAAGCCGUUCACAUGUACAGAGUGUGGAAAAAGAUUUACACAUAUAAAUUGUCUGAAAACUCAUGAAAUGAUUCACACAGGGGAAAAGCCUUUCACAUGUACAGAGUGUGGAAAAAGUUUUAAACAAAUGAGUAGUCUGAAAAUUCAUGAAAGGAUUCACACAGGAGAAAAGCCUUUCACAUGUACAGAGUGUGGAAAAAGCUUUACACAAAUGAGUCAUCUAAAAUAUCAUGAAAUGAGUCACACAGGGGAAAAGCUUUUCACAUGUACAGAGUGUGGAAACAGUUUUACACAAAAGAGUGAUCUGAAAAAGCAUGAAAUGGUUCACACAGGAGAAAAGCCUUUCACAUGUACAGAGUGUGGAAAAAGUUUUAAACAAAUGAGUCAUCUGAAAAAGCAUGAAAGGAGUCACACAGGAGAAAAGCCUUUCACAUGUACAGAGUGUGGAAAAUGUUUUACACAAAUGAGUAGUCUGAAAACUCAUGAAAGGAUUCACAAGGGAAGAAACCUUUAACAUGUUUAGAAAAUAAGGUUGCUAACUUGCUACCUUUUGCACAGCCAAUUAUCUGACACUUUGCAAAUGGGCGUGGUUGAGGAUGUGGUUAGGGGUGUGGUUCACACGACCUUACAGAGACAUUCCAGGCAAAAUUGGAAUCCACGUGUAUGCAUUUCAGUUUUGAUUAGAAGCAUUUUUGUAACAUACAUGUAUUAGAAAAAAUGCUUCUAAUGAGUUAUAGUUAUUUCAAAAGUGUAUUUAAGUAUGCCCCGUGUACCAGCAUUUUAAACGCAGCACUUGCUCAGAGAGCCUAAGGUGCUUUUACCAAUGACUCAAUUUGUUCAUUGCUGACAUGAUACAAGACCCAGUGGCGCUAUGCGCAGCUGCAUUGUUUAAAAUGCUGGUGCACUGAGAGUAUCUAGCUAUGCUACACAUGCACGUGCAGAGAAAAAUAUGAUCACUAAAAUAGUGAUAGCUUUUACUAGAAACAUUUUUGCCAAUAUGUGUUUAUUGCAAAUAUGUUUCUAUCCAAAGAUGUAAUUCAUCUGUGUAUUUCAAUUUUGACCAGAGUGUCCCUUUAAUAAAAUAUAUUUUACCAUUUUUUGGUCUGUUAUUAAAGGAUUGAGUGUUUAUAAUAUUUAAUUUAAUACAGAGACAGCAAAGAUAGAUGUGAGAGAGAUAAUAGAUAUAUUCAGUUUGGUAGACAGACUGACAGGUUUGUGUGUAUAUAUACCCGUUAAGGGUCUAGCCAGAUCUGCUGAACUGGAGGGGGGAGAUAUGUCAAGGAUACCAGACAGCCAAGGCUGCCCCCACCCCACCCUACUGCUUGCUUGACUCCUUGUCACACCAGAUUUGGCCCUUUCAUGGCUAGCGGGAUCUUGUUAUCUACUGUUUUCCCAUGCUGUGCCAGGCUGCAAGAGUUGAACCCCUACCACCUCACCCCCUUCUGUUCCUCAGCAGAUUUGGGCUUCAGAGAGUAACCACGAUUUCCCAGACCUUUUGUUUUCAUUUAUUUGGUUAUUAGUAUUUUGUCAGAGAAGAGCUGGUCUCUGUUCGGAAAAACCCUCCUGGGCUGGCCUGGCUCCUAGAACUCCCGGUUGGCAGCCUUGAAAACAGACACCCGAACAGCAGGACACCCGCUGACUUUACCCCUGAUCGCUCCAGCAGCACUUUGCCCCUUAGCGCAGCUCUUUUGGGGAUUGGUAACCCCCAGGGUGGACAAGAGGGGGAAUUACCGGAGGGGAGCUCCUUUGGGGACAAUCCCACCCCCAUAACUUCAACGGACUGUAUCUCCGGUCCCCAGUAACAAAUCACGUCGCUUUUUGGACUGUGGCAUCUGGGGGCCGAGAGCUUUAAAAUGGCACCUGGUAGUGCCGCCGCUCCACUAGGAUGAUCCCGAAUCAGCCAUCAAUGGGUACUGGGAUUCUUUGAGACUCUGGCUGCUAUAGAGGUGCCAGUCUGUCUGGAGGAAUGGGAAAAUUGUGGGAUUGUCGAGUUUCUUAUCAAGAUGAGCUUUGUGUAUAAAAGGAGUGUGUGUUUUCCAAUAAAAUCAGUUCUUGUUCAACCUGAA